AACUGUCUAAACACAUAUAGCUGAGGUGCUAUUUCCGAGUGUCCAAAAGCAAAACACACUCUCUCUCUCUCAAAUCCCGAAGCGUCCUCUAUUUUCAACCUCCGGUGACCUCUUCAGUCUCUCUAAGAAAGAGAAAGGAACCUUGUUUAGUGCAACCUAGCUUUCCUUGAAAGACUCUUGCUUUGAUCAGAUGAUGAUAAAGCCGUGAAGAAUACCCUGCAAAAAGCUUUCCCCCCUGUCUUUCCAAACUGCCAUAACUGUCCCCUAAAAGAUAUUGACCACCCCACCGGUCCAGUUUUCUUCUGCACCCCAACCUUAAAUCUUGCACGGCGGAGAAAGAGUUGAACUGGUGUGUGUGAUGGGUGGGGAGGACGAUGGGUGGGUUGGAUGGCCGCCGGCGCCGAGUGGUUCCCCGCUCUACAUUCAGAAAGAUGAUCACUGGACGCACUUCGACAACUCCGUCAAUGCUGUUUCGUUUGGGUUUGUGGCCACUGCCAUUCUCAUUUCCAUGUUUCUUGUUAUGGCUAUAUUUGAGAAGUUUCUAAGAACCACCUCGCCGGCUCUGUCUCCGGCCGGUGGCCGCCGGAGACACUCCGACAUUGAGGCCCAGAAUCAUGUUGGUGGCUUAAUCAAUGCUAAGCUCGGCUACCCAUCUCCUAAAAUAUCAGCCAACGCCAGAGAAGUUUCAGUGGUGAUGCCUGGUAACAACGUUCCCACCUUUAUCGCACAUCCAGCUCCUGUGCCCUGUGCUCCAGAGCGGAUUGCAUGGCCUUCACAUCAACCGCAAUCCAACUUACAUGCUCCUCUCAGCUCUAAUUGAUCUCAGCAGCCAUCAACAGUUCGUCUUUUGAACCAUUUAUUAAACUCACAACAACCCGUUGUUGUGAGUAGAAUUGAGCGAGAUAGGGACUGGUACAUAUGCACAUUCAAGUGUUGAAAACCUGAACGGAGGCCACCGUUUUGUCUACAGGCUAUUAAGAUCACAGUUCGUGUACAUAUAGGUACUCUGGUCUUUUGCAGGCUUCCGCAAGUCUCUAGCAACAUUUGAAAACAUAUUUUCAUGGGAGGCGUCAUAUUGGAAAACAAACCACUGUUUUUCUUUUC
This is a messenger RNA of Sesamum indicum (sesame), 1104 nucleotides long. RefSeq lists its product as uncharacterized. Lineage: Eukaryota; Viridiplantae; Streptophyta; Magnoliopsida; Lamiales; Pedaliaceae. The record is from RefSeq and is a predicted model, not a curated record.